Parasteatoda tepidariorum (common house spider) is the source of this 1195-nucleotide messenger RNA. RefSeq names its product NFU1 iron-sulfur cluster scaffold homolog, mitochondrial. Lineage: Eukaryota; Metazoa; Arthropoda; Arachnida; Araneae; Theridiidae. Gene Ontology annotation, molecular function: iron-sulfur cluster binding; iron ion binding. The record is from RefSeq and is a predicted model, not a curated record. Gene Ontology annotation, biological process: iron-sulfur cluster assembly. Gene Ontology annotation, cellular component: mitochondrion.
UAAAUGUUCAACGGUACAUGUAAUUUCAGAGGUCCGUUAGUUCUGCGUUGGAUACCGGCUGAUAACGUUACUUUUGAAUCUAGUCAAUAAGAUCGAAGGCAUGUGGGCAGUCAUAAAAAGGGAUUUAAGAAAAAAAUGUCACUGCUAGUCCGGUAUUACAGACGCCAUUUUCGAUUCGUAUUUCGUCGAAUUUAUGUGGCGAUCGAAGUACACAGAUUCUAUUCAUGAUAAAUUUAGACAGUAUCUAACUGUUAUUAGAUAAUUCUGUGCACCUAAAUCUGAGAAUAUUCAAGCUUAGUGAAGAAUUUGUAUAAAACCAGUAAUUUAUGGACUUUAAGCAAAGCUGAAUUCCAGAUCAAACCUUUAAAUCAAUGGACCUGGAGAAAUUACAAUAUAAGAAAAUCCCUUUUUAUACAAACACAAGAUACACCAAACCCUAACAGUCUGAAAUUUAUGCCUGGAAUUCCAGUGAUGGAGUCUGGAACUUUUGAUGCACCAAAUUCAUCUGUAGCCAACAAAUCCCCAUUUGCUCGUCAGUUGUUUCAGAUUGAAGGAGUAUCUUCAGUAUUUUUUGGUCCAGAUUUUAUAACUGUGUCUAAAGCUGAUGACGAUAUUGAAUGGAAAGUAUUGAAGCCUCAAAUAUUUGCUACCAUAAUGGACUUCUUUGCAACUGGUCUUCCUGUAGUUACUGGUGAACAAGAAGCUUCUGAUACUGCUUUUGAUCCAGAUGAUGAUGAAACUGUGCAAAUGAUUAAAGAACUGUUAGAGACUCGAAUACGUCCAGUAGUUCAAGAGGAUGGGGGUGAUAUCAUUUAUAUGGGUUUUGAAGAUGGAAUAGUCAAGUUGAAAAUGCAAGGUGCCUGCACUAGUUGUCCAAGUUCUGUAGUUACUCUGAAAAGUGGAGUUGAAAACAUGUUGCAGUUUUACAUACCAGAGGUGAAAGGAGUUCUUCAAGUAACAGAUGAAGUAGAUGCAAUAGCUGAAAUAGAAUUCAAAAAGUUAGAAGAAAAACUAGAAAAAACAGAUAAAUAGCUUUAUUUUUCAACAAUUCUGUAAAUAGAUGUACAUUAUAUUUAAAUAAAGUUGAUAUUUAUUUCACUGUUUAAUAUAAUUUUGUGAUUACAAUAAAUAAAUAAAAACUGUCCUAGUUGACAUAUUUGUAUAUGAAUAAAGUUUAUUGGUGUAAGUAAUAGAA